AUGAACCGUUUCCGCACCAAGAAGAAGGCGAAGGAUGAUGCCUCUGCCACGCCCAGAGCAUCUCAGGACUCCGAAUCCCCGGCCCCUUUCCGAUUGUUUGGCAAGGGAAAAAAGUCGCAGGAGGAAGAGCCUAAGAAAGAGAUCAGCAUCGAGAAUGCCCUGCCUCCAUCUGACGACUUCCGCACGAGUUUAUUAAUGACUGGACUUUCCGCUCGGUUUUCCAUGCUUAGAGAGCAGGAUGACCCCAACACCAAGAUCGGAAAGGCCAGUGAUGAUAGUGUUCUAUUUCCCAAGCGACAAUCAAGGUUGGAUUUUGGCUUCGGCGGUGUGCCAAGUGGUUUAUCUGAUAUCGCCGAAGUUGAGUCCAUCCGAAAAGAAGCUCCCUAUGCCCGAAUGGACUCGUACCACUCUGCAGACGGCAACUCUAUUUCUGGGAGCAUGAUGGACCGGUCAAAACCCGGAGAAGGAAACAACUUGUUCGGUGGACGCCAGAAGAUUUACAAGAUUCCGGCUGGAAAUGCAUCGUCAAAAAAUAUUGAGAGCGGUGGCAUGGGUGGCCGUGCCCUCUACGAUGACGACGUCGCCAUGUCAGCCUUCCAGAAAUGGAGGCAAGCCGAGAAGGCGAAGAUGUCUUUUGAUGACGACCGUGACAUGGUUCAGUCCUCUUCCAGUUUCGAUUUUCCGCGUGCCGAAUCACCCCCUCCUGCAGGCUACGACCGCAAGAGGGAGACCAACUCCACAACAUCAUCCACACCAUCCUUGGGCCGUAACUCGACCGCUGCGACAUCAGUCAUGUCCCAGCCGACGUCGUCAGCGAAGGACUGGCAGUCAGUAUCAACAGCACCUAACUCCGCAACAGGCACGCCUCUCCUCGACAGAAGCUUGACCCGUACAAGACGACUUUACGAGACUGGACUGAACAACGAGCUUCAGGAGCAACAGUCUUCAGCCUUGUCCCGCAUAGAUACUCUCUCUCGGCAGCGCACUCUGGGAAGCAGAACACCUGAGGCAUCACAGAAUGGGCCGUCGCCAACGACUGCCCUUUUUGCUGACCGAUUUGGCGAGCGAAGAGUGCUGGCCAAGGGCAGCGCCCCCAACUUGCGAUCUAUUAGCCCCCCGACUGCUGGAUCACCCAUCGCACCCAUGGACCUGGGUAUUCGAAACCAGGAGCCGAAGCCUGCAUUUGGAGGCGCACCGCCCCUGAGUCCGCCUAUUAGCGAAGGCGAGGAGAACUCAAUCCUGCCAAACGAUCGAGGCAAGGCUACAGCCAUGGGCAUGUUUCAAAAACCACUUCACUCUUACGACGAGUCUAGGUAUGCCCAGAGGCAACUGCAGCUCCAGCAAGGCCGUGAAACGCCCACAAACAGAUUCCGAGCCGAGUCAAAUGCCUCCCAAACAACAGGUCGCUCAAGAUCUUCGUCUUCAGCCCAGGGACAGCCAAUUGAGAGGUCUGAGUCAGUUAUUCACAUCGAGCCAACGCUCAAGGAGGAAGAGGCUGGCUCAAUUUAUUUCAAUGACAAGGACGAGUCAAAGUCACCCAACCAGGACGCUCAACGAUCUCCUCUCUCAACUAGGCGGCCCGCAGACCGUGACCACCCGGCCUUUAGGGACUCUGCUUUACCCACUCCCCUGUCCUUGAGCUCUAGGGCAUCCGUAGAGCCAUCGCCAGUCUCUGAUCAACCUUUCCCUCCUGUAACAGUCGACCAGCUUGGUGUCCCCCAAGACUCUCCAACCUUGCCUUCAUCCGCCGGCCUCAGUGGCAUGGUUCGUGCUCAUCUUCGUUCAGACAGUAACACGUCUUCUAUCUACGGCUCAGCACCCUCUGCCCCCCAGACAUCAAACUUCGCCUCCAAGUUCCCGCUUGACCCCUUCGCCCCUUCACACACGACUGACUUAGGAGUCGCUUCUAACCCUUGGGAAGUGCAAUCACCUGAUUGGGCUUCCCCAACAAUCCCAACAUUCAACGAGCAAGUCAGUAAGGAGCCCAAGGAGCCAAAGGAGCCGAGUGAGCCGUCUGCGCCAGUACCAAGGGAGAACGCCCCCAAGGAGAACGCCUCGGAGGAGCCAUCGGACCGUCACACUGGCUCUACUACUGAGAUGGAGAAGGAACAUGACGAGUUUGCUAACCAGCUUGCGGACGCUCAACGCCGGGUCCGCGAGAGGCUCACCUCAUAUGUGGAAUCUGACCGCGACAGCCGAUCAUUGUCACGAUCCUUGUCUCCCCAUUCUAUCGACCGGAACAGGGAGCCGUCGCUGCCUCGCCCAAAUCCUCUUGGGAUACUCAGGUCGAAGACAAGCAGAGGUUCCUUGGCCGAUCGUCCUAAUCGCGAAAACAGCCAGCACUCCAAAGCAAUCAAGAUGCUCGGCCUAGCAACCUCCACCAUCAGCAGCGCUCCUAGCCCGAACAAGUCCAACUUUGAUGAUAAGGAACCCCAGUCUCCGGUCAGAGAGGAGCGUGAGACGCCCGAAAUCACCAAGGCUGAAGCUGCGUCAUCUCAACCUCCUCCCCAGGAGCAGCCGAAGGAGGAGGAGAACAUGCACGCGGGACUUCGAGCCUUCCGACAGGCCCGUAAGGAGCUCCAAAAGCUCAAGGAGAUGGAGUCUCAACGCAGCCCGACAUCCAGCUCAACACCUGUUAUGCCAGGCCCUUUGCCCGGCGCCACGAUCGGCCCGAUGGUUGGACCUCCAGCGUCGCGCACGAUGCCAAGCCGUGAACGCACUCCUGGUGCCCGAUCUCCCUCGCACGAACGCCGACCACCACCGGUUACUUACCAGCGGACGCCUAGCGAGGAGUACCCGACCAAUGCUGGCCCGGGUCGAGGCCCGUCGCAGUCCUCGUCCCGAGCAGAACGCGACCGCAGUGGCUCGGAGGCAAGUAAUGGUGAAAGAUCUCAACGCCCCGCAAGACUCCGUACCGGCUCGUCUCCUUACGAAGAUCGGGGAAUGGGUCUCAACCCCAAUGUAUCACCCUCUGGCCGGCCGCCUGUGACUUCUCCUGGCCUGCCUGGUACUAAUAUCCGUCGGUCACCCAUCAUGCCUCCUCAGCCGUACCCGACGACAGGCCCUUCCUCGAAGCCUCUUGAUCGAUCAGCAUCCUCCGGCAAUCUCGCAGUUCAGUACCGUCGCCGAGGUCCCGAUUCAGGACAACCGUCUCCGGUUUCCCCGAUGGCUCCGAUUCCAUCACCUUCGAUUCCUGCUAGCCAGUCCACGCCCUCAUUCGUUCCAUCUCGCCGCCCGUCGGCUCCUCCUGUUCCCUCUCCCGCACCAGAGGCUGCUCACUCCAAUCGACUUGACGAGUCAAUGAAGAGGGUCGUUAGGAAGAAAGAUAUCUCUGAGCCUACGUUUGUCUCGUCCACCUCUCGAGUGCCAACCGUCGCUCUACCGGAGACGUCGGAGACACGGUCAAGGAGCGGAUCUCGCUCGCGCUCAGGAAGCGUCCUGAGCUCUGCUGCAUCGACGCCUAACCUCCAUGCCCUUAACAACAUGCACGCUCCGCCCGUGCCCCCCAUUAACCCCAAGCGACGUAAUGUUAUUGGCUCAAUCAUCGGCCGUAGAGGCGAGGAGGAUUCGCACCUCCCCCUCUCACCGCCGCCAAUGACUAGCGAGCACACUGGAGACAGCAACAGUGCAUUUUCCGUCAGCGACGACGACGAUGGCUCAGGUAACCAGCGACGCAGGCUUCGAAAGACCAUCAGCGAAGCUAACGGCAUGAACGUGCGUGCCCGUCUGAACCGGGGCCCCAGCCCCCCGAAUAUGCCUCCCGGACCGACAGCUAUCCCAGGCGGUCUUAACAACAGUUCCCUGCCCGGUGGCAUGAUCUAA
Colletotrichum truncatum is the source of this 3822-nucleotide messenger RNA. RefSeq lists its product as uncharacterized. The record is from RefSeq and is a predicted model, not a curated record. NCBI's taxonomy places the organism in Eukaryota, Fungi, Ascomycota, Sordariomycetes, Glomerellales, Glomerellaceae.